Messenger RNA from Parastagonospora nodorum SN15, 264 nucleotides. RefSeq lists its product as hypothetical. The transcript is spliced from 4 exons. The record is from RefSeq and is a predicted model, not a curated record. Bases 1 to 264 code for a protein of 87 amino acids. NCBI's taxonomy places the organism in Eukaryota, Fungi, Ascomycota, Dothideomycetes, Pleosporales, Phaeosphaeriaceae.
AUGGCCGGUCAAAUGGCACGCCAUUAUGCUCCCGACAAUUUGCUUGUUGUGUUACUCCAGCAGCUCGUCUCAGAACCAUCCGGAGAUGGAGAUGAUGCUGGUAUCCGUCGACCACGGCAGAUGGCGAUCUUGACCGUUUGGGCAGUAGCUGGCGGCAGUGGCAAGGCCAUGGAGACCAAAUUUGGUUCGGACAGACAAGCUGCGCUCACUAUGGCAGAGUGGAAGCGGGCGGGGCUUCGGAUGCGUGUAUGGGGUAGACGGUGA